AUACAAGAGAGAGAAGCUAACAAUUCUUCCAAAAGUAUAUAUAUUGCCCACAUGAUAAAUAUAGAAAGCAUGAUGUAACCCUUUCAACUCAUUCCUUACCCUCUAGUAUCUUUUUUAACAUUUUUUAGUCAUACUAUGCUUUAACUUCACUUCUACUCAAAAUUUGCAUAAAACCUUCCCUCUCUAAACCUUUUUUUCCUACAAUGUCUUCAUCAUUCUGUUGCAUUCUCUCCAAUAAUUCAUUAUAAUCUUCUUUCACUCUUGUCUUCAUGAUCCAUUCCGGAAUAAUGAAGAUUCAUAGAGGAAAAGUGCCUUUUCCUAUCAUUAUCAUCACAAUUGGUUUUCUUGUUUUCAUUGCUGUUUUGUAUGCUGAGAGACUCAGUUUUCUCUCUUCCAAGUCCAUCUUCAAGUUCAAACCUUGUCCAAGAAAGAACACCAAACCAAAACCAACAGGUGAAAAGAAAGUUGAUGAGGAGAUUGUGAAUGAAACAUGGAUUGAUGACAGAUUUGAAUUUGACACAGAAGAAUGCAACAUUGCUAAUGGAAAAUGGGUUUUUAACCAAUCAAUAAAGCCUCUCUAUACUGACAUAACUUGUCCAUAUAUAGAUAGACAAUUUUCUUGUGUAAAAAAUGGUAGAAAGGAUUUUGAUUAUCAACAUUGGGAGUGGCAGCCAGAAGAUUGUACCUUGCCAAGUUUCAAUGCAGCGUUGGCCCUUAAAAAGCUUCAAGGGAAAAGACUACUAUUUGUAGGGGACUCACUACAAAGAAAUCAAUGGGAAUCUUUUGUUUGUUUGGUAGAAUGGAUCAUACCAGAAAAGAUGAAAUCUAUGAAAAGAGGGAUUGUUCAUUCAGUCUUCAAAGCCAAGGAAUACAAUGCUACUGUAGAAUUCUAUUGGGCUCCAUAUCUGGUUGAGUCCAACACUGACAUAAACAUCAUUGGAGAUACAAAGAAAAGGAUCAUAAAAGUGGAUGCUAUCAAAGAGAGAGCCAAAAAUUGGACAGGAGUGGAUAUCCUUGUUUUCAAUACCUAUGUAUGGUGGAUGAGUGGUGCCACCAUUAAAUCAUUAUGGGGUUCAUUUGGCAAUGGAUACGAAGGAUACGAAGAAUUCGACACACCGGUCGCUUACAAAUUAGCUUUGAAGACAUGGGCUAAUUGGGUUGAUUCAACUAUCAAUCCAAACAAAACCAAAGUUUUUUUCACAACAAUGUCACCUACACACACAAGAAGCCAAGAUUGGGGAAACAUGAAAGACGAAAAAUGCUUCAACGAGACGAAACCAGUGAAAAAAAAGAAGCAUUGGGGAACUGGUUCCGAUAAACGGAUAAUGAGCGUGGUUGCGAAAGUUGCAAAGAAAAUGAAAGUUCCUGUGACAUUCAUCAACAUAACACAGAUAUCAGAAUACAGAAUUGAUGGUCAUUCCAAUGUGUACACUGAAACCGGAGGAAAAUUGUUAACCGAAGAAGAAAGGACUAAUCCGCAAAAUGCAGAUUGUAUACAUUGGUGUUUGCCGGGAGUUCCUGAUACAUGGAAUCAAAUACUUUUGGCAAUGUUGUAACACAAUAUAUGAUGCACAAAAAUCAUAUGAUGUUUUUUUUACUUUGUUUUUUGUUUUUCCUUUGUGACAUGAAGAUGUCCAUUGGUUUGUUUGUGUACAUUAAUAUUUUAAUUCACUAUCAUUUGUGUGAGAUAUAUAACAAUUUUUUAUUUGCAAA
Lathyrus oleraceus (garden pea) is the source of this 1713-nucleotide messenger RNA. RefSeq names its product protein trichome birefringence-like 3. The transcript is spliced from 6 exons. Gene Ontology annotation, cellular component: Golgi apparatus. The record is from RefSeq and is a predicted model, not a curated record. Gene Ontology annotation, molecular function: O-acetyltransferase activity. The coding region runs from base 270 to 1556 and encodes 428 amino acids. NCBI's taxonomy places the organism in Eukaryota, Viridiplantae, Streptophyta, Magnoliopsida, Fabales, Fabaceae.